AUGCGCCUCCGCCGAGCCGCCCGCGUUAUCCUCGUCGGAGCACCAGGCGUAGGGAAGGGCACCCAGUCUAAGAGACUUCUUGCCCGCUUUCCCCAGCUAUCGGCUAUCUCCUCUGGAGACUUGCUUCGCCACAAUGUUAAAAAUCGGACGCCUCUCGGUAUCAAGGUUGAGAAGACGAUGAAGACUGGUGGAUUGGUCUCUGAUGACCUGAUAUUGCGCUUAAUUACAAACGAGCUGGGAAAUCGUGGUUGGCUCUAUGGCGGACGACCAAAUUUUAUGACUCUUUCGUCAUCGUCCGAGGCUGCCUCUUUAGAUAGUGUAGACGCUUUUGGGUCCGCACUCGAGGUCGAUCCUCUUGCGGGGGCAAGCUUAUCUCCGCAGGCAUCCGAAGACCCCGCUGCUUCAUUUUUACUUGAUGGCUUCCCUCGUACCGCCGCACAGGCUCAACGAUUGGACGACAUUGUACCUAUUAACUGGGUAGUCUCCUUACAGACGCCAUUCGAUGUCAUUAUGGAGCGCAUAUCAUCUCGCUGGGUCCAUGAGCCGUCCGGCCGUAUUUACAAUACCACAUUUAAUUCGCCAAAAAUACCAGGCUUUGACGAUAUUACUGGAGAACCACUGGUACAACGGGCCGAUGAUACCGAGGAGGUAUAUAGGACGCGGUUUCAGAAGUUCCAGGAAACAAGCGAGCCAUUACUCGAACACUACGCUAAAAAGGGUGUUCUAUGGGAAGUCCACGGCAUGAGCAGUGAUGAGAUCAGCCCGAAACUCUACCAAGAGUUUGAAAGUCGCUUUUUAUGA
Messenger RNA from Daldinia childiae, 801 nucleotides. RefSeq names its product GTP:AMP phosphotransferase, mitochondrial. Gene Ontology annotation, molecular function: AMP kinase activity; ATP binding. Gene Ontology annotation, biological process: nucleobase-containing compound metabolic process. Lineage: Eukaryota; Fungi; Ascomycota; Sordariomycetes; Xylariales; Hypoxylaceae. The coding region runs from base 1 to 801 and encodes 266 amino acids. The transcript has a single exon. The record is from RefSeq and is a predicted model, not a curated record. Gene Ontology annotation, cellular component: cytoplasm; mitochondrion.